AUGCAAUUUGUGAACCAUUGUUUUUUUCUUUUACUUUCAAAACUCCAAAUCGAGUUUGUUUUUUGGUUUAUGUUUGCAACUUGUUUGCUUUUUAGGCUAAUUUCAGUUGUAUCUUUAUGGGGUUACCUAUCAGAGAGAGAUUGCUUUCCUUUGAAAUCUAACUACACAUCUUUAUUUUUUUGUCCCUCAGGAAAUGAAUUCAUUGUACAAUGGUCUAAUGUAUUCCUUCAUGACAAUCCUGAAGGUAAUAAUUGAAUGAAUUACAAUCCUUUGACCAAUUUCAUCCCUGCUGUUUACAGCUGUAUUUGCAACCAACAGGUGCAUGGUGUUGAAUAGUUUAUUGGGCUCUGGAUCAAAAUGUCUAGAUUUGAGCCCUUGGUAGGGUCAUGCUUAUAUUUUAUUCAGCAAACUCUCUCCUACAUCAUCAUACAUGUACCUCUCUCUGCCCAGGAGUACAAAUGUGAAGUGAAGAACCUUGAAGGGUAACUGGUGAUGAGCUUAUCUUCCCUCUUGAGCAGAAUCAAUUCUUUUAACUGCUCACUGAAUGUUCAAGUGUCACUAAACAAUAAAUGAAACCUUUGAAUGAAAAAAGAUUAAAAUAUCUCUAUGUUGUUAACUUUUUUCUUUUUCUUUUUGUUAUAGCUGGGGGCUUCACAUUUCAGUGCAUGCUUAAUAGGACUGGUGAAAUUGUUUUUUCCUAUCACAAAGUAAUGAGCUACAUGUUUUAAAGUUAAUCAUGUAUACUUUAUUGCCAAUUAUAACAAUCAAUUUAGCGAGGGCAACAAGUGCCCUGAUUUAAGAUUCUUAUUUUUGCAUAUGGUGAUAACAUGUGUCAUUUCUUUUCUUACCAAAAAUUAAUAUUGAAAUUUAUUGUUUUUGUUUUGCUGGUAAUGUGAUAUGAAGUUCCUGAGUCUCAAAAUUUCAAGGUCUGGUCCCUUUUUCAAAACAGUUUUAUAUAAUAUUAUAUUCUUUGGCUUUAGAAUAGAGGUUUGUAAAUUCAAAGGUUAUAAAUUGUAGGCAAUAUAUUCCACUCAAGGGUGCUGAAUGUACCUUUGCUGAAAUAGAACUGCAAGUCCACUUCACUUGCUCUUUCUAUGUGAGACUAUGUCAUAUGUAUAUGAACAAUAUCAUAUCUUUACAGAUUGGUGAAGGAUUUCACUCUGUUGUAUGUUGUUGUUGUCGUUUUUUUUCCACCAUUAGAUUCCAAUUCCAGUGGCCAAUAUUUCCAGUGUUGAGCACUCAGUCAAUAUUGGGAUAUCAGAUGCUUAUUAUGUGGACAAACUGAGACACUACUAUGGCAUUUGUAAGUGCUGUAUGAUUAUAAUGCAGAGUGCCAAUUGUAAGUUUCCUGGAGCAUAUUUUGUACCACAGUCAAUUCAUAUCAAAGAAUAGGGAAGAUAAGGAGAAGGGGUGGGAGGAAGCUAGGAAUCAUGGGAUAGGAGGAGGAAGAGGAGGUUGACAAUAAGAAGGAUGGAAACAGAAUCUGAAUGAGAAGGAAUGUAAGAGGGAGAUCAGAAAGGCACCAUAUGGCGACCUUACAUCAAAUUGAGUUUGUUAGACAUAGGUGUUUAUGUAGGUGUAUGUAGCUUGCUGCACGGUCACCGAACACAAGUUGCCAAAUUGGUAAUUUUUACUGCUAGUGAAGUCGCCAAACUUUUUUUGCCUCUUGCUAUGUUGACCAAAAUAGUCGCAGCUUAGACAAUAUAACAGUGUCAUCAAAAUCAUUUUAGCAGUAAAAUUGUGGAGCUUGAAACUUUAGUUGAAAAGGAUGCAUAUCCUAAGUAAUCAUCCUUUGCAAUUGGACAAUCGUCCAGUAAGCUAAUUCAAAAGCAGACUUGUCACCUUCAUUAUGAGGGUACCUUUUCUUUUUUUCUUUUCUUUUCUCAGGGCAAAUAUUUCGCACCUUUUACACGUACGAUGCAGUGCACAUCAACGAAAGUUUUGUUGCUAAUAACACUGCCAUUGUUCUUCGUCCCAAGAAAAGUGAGUGUAAUGAUAGAUGUAAAUUUUUUUCAUUUCUAAGAACACUGGAAAAAUAAUCUCUGAAUCCUUUUGUUUUGGUCUCCGGGUUUGAAGUCUAACGAGGAGCGUGAUUAUGAUUGUCUUGGAUUUUUUUUUUUUUUUUUUUUUUUUUUUACAUCCACUUUCUGGAUCAUAAACACAUUCUCCUUUGCCACAGAUUGUGUUGGUGCCAAAACUUGUGCAGAAUGCAUGGAAGCAAGAAAAACCACCGAGUUCCAUUGCACCUGGUGUAGCACCCUUAAACAGUUAGUACAUUACCCUGUUUUUACUCCUGGGAGAAAUACUAUGAGAAUAUUUGAAGGCUUUGGUAAAGGUCAAUUUAACUCAUUACCGUUGAUAGAGCCGUAAAAAUCAGAACGAUCUAUAGAUUCACUGUACAUCACGCUCAUCGUUAGGUCACCACGCUUCAUUUUAUAUGAGACUCUUGUAACCUGUUAAGAAGCCUGUAACAUUGAAUCAAAGGUUUUCCUGUGCUCUUCUUGCAUUUAACUGUAUCUGUUUCUAUUUUUUGCUUUUUUUUAUAGAUGCUCCGAUGGUUUUGAUCGCUAUCGCAGCGAGUGGCUAGGAGCGGACUGCAACAAAUCAGACAUUACUCAAGUAAUAACAGUUGAGACCAUUAUUUUUUCUGAACUUCACUGUUCUCCAUUCGAGAGCUAAGAUUUGAUGGAGUUAGAAGCUUUGUGUUAUGAGAAUGCAUUUGACUCAAUCAAUUUUACUUUCGCUGUACUUUCGGUUUAAAAACCUGCCCACUUUACCCAGCUAGUCUAUCCAGAGCUGAUUUACACGGUUGGGAUUGUUCUCUAAAAGAUGAAUUUAAAAAGUGUAUUGAUAAGCUUUUAUUGUUUUACAUAGGCAGAAAAUUGUGCCAUUCAAAAGGAGAAGCAGGAGCAAGAGCGAGAGCAAGAGUCGACCUCAGGCCUCGCUCCUUGGCUUAUAGCUGUCAUCUCUGCAUGCGCAAUAGCACUGAUUAUUCUUGGGGCGUGGCUGGUUUAUGCAUUCACUCAUCCCAACUCUAGAUCAGGAUUGUGUCUCAUUCAGGUAAGGAGAUCGCUACUAUUAUACACUGUUAUAGAUUUAUUUAAUCCUGAAUCAUGUGCAGACCAUCUAGUGGUAGCCUUUCCUAGAUUUUUGGUCAGAAAGGACAUGAGGCAAACGCCGUUCGUUCGUUCUACUGCCCGUCUUUGUUGAUCGAGACGGGUAAAGGCUAAGCGAGAAAUGUUGUUUGUAGCCCUGAGAGGAUAGCAAUAAAGAAAUUGAAGAAACUCCCCUCACUGUAUCACCACUGCACCAAAAAAUUUACCUCUUCAGAAGAAAGGAAUUCAAAGCCAUCUAAAGUUACAGCUGUAUCGCUUGGCAAACAUUAAGUGCUGUCAUUUACUGUUUUUAAGAGCAUGGGUUAUGGUCUAACCAACCGCCAGGUAGCUCAGGUAAUAGUGCGCCGGCCUGUCGUGCAGAAGGUCGAGAGUUCAAGCCCAAGAUCGGACUGAUACUCAGGGUUUUAAAAAAACUGAGGAGAAUAUGCUGCCUUUACUAUGACAUCCACAAGUGGAUGGGGACGAUGAACCAUAGGCCCCGUCUUCUGCAUCCUUUUGGCAGCGGUUAGUAGGGGAUGUUUAAGAACCCACGCACUUCUUGCAAAGAGUAGGGAACGUAGCUUUUCAGUGGUGUUGUGGUCUGAUCUUGGUCUUAAAAUUAGGAGCAUCUACCAAUAUUUCCUGCUCAACACAGUCCAGGGCAAAGUCCCCCGCAAAGUGUUGUAAAGCGCCAUGGGCUAAUGGAUAUGGCGCUUCGGAAAUCCUUUAUUAAUAUAAUGUAUAUUACAAUUCAUUACUGUUUCUGAAAGAGGCUUUUCUCUCUUACAGUGCGGCCCUGGAAGGUGUUUCAAGAAAGCGCCGGAUAGGAAUGAAAACCACUUUCCAACGGAUUCUUCUGUGUAUAACAAGGUCGUCUUUUAAUCCUUUCCAAGAAAUUUUGGACUUUUACAUUAGGAAAGUGUUUGAAUGUCUUAACAAACCAGACGACACGUUUCUGGUCACUUUCGAUGAAACGAAAAACGUUAAGUUUGAUUUUCAUAAAUGCACUGAAAACAAUUUACUUUUCGCUCCUUGAAUCUUUAAGAGCGAAUUGCAUUUGGCUUUGACUGUUUUCAAAUCUGGUUAAAGCUCUUCUACUCCGCUUUAGCUUUCCACUAGUCUUUGUGGUCGUAUCAAAAAUUGUCUAUUGUUAACCUGUAUUUUUUACCUAUCAUCCAUUUGUUAAGAGUAAUUUAUAGAUAAUUUUAUGCAUCCAGGUUUAUUACAGGCCAGUGAAUUAUAAGCUUGUGUGAAACAUGUUGACUUUUUGACGAAUUCCAGUUGCACCAAUUUCGUUCAUCACUUUUUGUUAAUAGCAAUAUCCAAAUUGUGUCAAUACCUAUUUAACCUCAAACGCGUCCUUCUGUUUCAGUCAUCCAUGAAACUUGACUUUUUGACUGAAACUUUACUAGCAACUUUGUGAAUUCUCAAGGCAUAUAUGCAACACGUUUGCACUAGUCACAAGAAUAUUAUUCGCAAUUGUACAACUUGCUGGUACCUUAUACUCUAACAGGGCCAGGUGGUUGUAAAGUAAGAACUGCUUUGAAUUCCAGUGUCUCAGUAGUAUUCAAUCCUCUCUCAAACUCGAAUCUCUGUAAGUUUGAACGAGUGCUAGCUUGAUUUCCAUCAAUGCCAGAUGCACGUUGUUUUAUUGGUGCAACCCCAAACUGAAAGGCUAGGUCGCUUCUCGAAAAAAUCCAUCUUCAAAAUGGAAGACUAGAAAUCUUCGACCUUGGUUCUGCUUUUGUCCUCUCUGUUAAAUACAACGUCCGAUACGUUUUCCAUCUCGCCAAACUAAUAGUUAAGUAUAAAUAUACUUGAGUUCUAUCACAAUUGCAGCAGUCUGAUUGCCUUUCCUACUGGCCAACUAUUCUGUGAUAGAGAGCGAAGAGAGUAGAAUUACUGCGUGUAGUUGUAAACAAAAUUAGAAUAAAAUAAAAACAUGAGCCU
Molecule: messenger RNA, 5045 nt
Organism: Pocillopora meandrina
Lineage: Eukaryota; Metazoa; Cnidaria; Anthozoa; Scleractinia; Pocilloporidae
Source: the annotation of a GenBank genome assembly